Molecule: messenger RNA, 3190 nt
Organism: Periophthalmus magnuspinnatus
Lineage: Eukaryota; Metazoa; Chordata; Actinopteri; Gobiiformes; Gobiidae
Gene: nr4a1
Product: nuclear receptor subfamily 4, group A, member 1
Exons: 7
Coding region: 105-1811 (568 amino acids)
Biological process (GO): regulation of transcription by RNA polymerase II; cellular response to corticotropin-releasing hormone stimulus
Cellular component (GO): nucleus; transcription regulator complex
Molecular function (GO): RNA polymerase II cis-regulatory region sequence-specific DNA binding; zinc ion binding; nuclear receptor activity
Source: RefSeq, a predicted model, not a curated record
GUGUGGAGAGAUGAGACCGGCACUCAGCUGGAGAGUCGUAACUGGUGAUGAUCGGCUAUUGAAUAGGUUACCAUAACUUUACCAAUUCAUCAGCCGUUGGAGCUAUGACUUGUGUGCACCCUCAGCUUGUCCCAUCUCCUUACGACCACAACAUGUUCAGCGCAGAGCUUUCUGAAUUUAUGUCUCGAAUUUCACCGGACACAUGCAGUCCCCAAGACGCCCUCCCCUCUCCAUGUUUACCUGCUAUCAACUCUUUGAUGCAACCCGACUUUGAGACCUACUCGUGCCAGUUCACCACCAGUUCUGCCCCUGCCCCUCUAAAUGCCCCAUUAGUCAGCGAUACCCCAUUUAAACUAGAAGAUCUUCAGGUUUUUCGAUGCUAUCCUGGUGUUCCGGUGGGUUAUCCCAAAGAAGCAAUGUCUCCGGUUGGUUCUGACUAUUACAGUAGCCCUGCCUCCACUUCCACCCCCUCCACGCCAGGUUAUUUGACACAAUCAGUCUCGUUUUGGGAUUCAGCAUUUGACCCGUACUCACCCAGUCUGGGAUACUGGGGGGUAGAGGACACAACAACAUCGCACACACCUUCAUUUUUCACUUUCGCUCCAGAGUCGAUUGAGCAGUUUUCCCAAAGUUUUGGGCAAUCCCAUCACAAUGUCCAAGAUCAUGAGGCGUUUUGUUUACCCCAUUCUCACAGUGCAUCUAUGACGUAUCCUGCUAUGGCGAUAGAGCAAUGUAGCCUAGAUGGCACCGAGCAGCAAGAAGAAAGCUCCUCUCCCAAAAUGAAAAACCCAAAUGAAGGUUCGUGUGCAGUUUGUGGAGACAAUGCUUCCUGUCAGCACUACGGAGUACGCACCUGUGAGGGAUGCAAAGGUUUUUUCAAGAGGACCGUACAGAAGAACUCCAAAUACGUGUGUCUGGCCAAUAAGGACUGCCCUGUGGACAAGAGGAGGAGAAACCGCUGCCAGUUCUGUCGCUUUCAAAAGUGUCUCGCCGUUGGAAUGGUUAAAGAAGUGGUGAGAACAGACAGUUUAAAAGGUCGAAGAGGUAGACUUCCUUCAAAGCCCAAAGUGGUUCCAGACCCCCCCAUGGCCCCCUCUCCUGUGAACAUGAUCGCAUCACUCGUCAGAGCGCACAUCGACUCCAACCCCAGCGUCGGGAACCUUGACCAUUCCAAGUACGAUGACAGCGACACAGCGCCCCCUACCAAAGUAGAGCCCAAACACGUGCAGCAGUUCUACACCCUCCUCAGCUCGUCUCUGGAGGCGAUCCAGACCUGGGCCCAAAGGAUCCCGGGAUUCACAGAGUUCUGUCUUGAAGACCAAGAGUUGCUCCUGGAGUCUGCCUUUGUAGAGCUAUUCAUCUUACGCCUGGCUUUUCGGUCAAACCCAGACACAGGAAAGCUGGUGUUCUGUAGUGGACUGGUGCUUCAUAAAACGCAGUGUGUCACAGCGUUCGGAGACUGGAUUGAUUCUAUCCUUGAAUUUUCCCAAAGUCUUCAUCGCAUGAAGCUGGAUGUCUCCUCUUUCUCUUGCCUCGCAGCCCUCGUCAUCAUCACCGAUCGACUUGGGCUGAGGGAGUCAAAGCGAAUGGAGGACUUACAGAACCAGCUGAUCAGUUGCCUCAAAGAUCACGUCUCCACUUGUGGACUGUCCUUGCCGCCCGGUCACCUGUCACGGUUGUUAGGGAAGCUGCCCGAGCUCAGGACUCUUUGUAUUCAGGGACUUCAGAGAAUCUUUUAUCUCAAACUCGAAGAACUGGUCCCUCCUCCACCAAUCAUUGAGAAAAUCUUCAUGGAUACACUUACUUUUUAAAGCCCCACCGUGUAACUUUUUAACCAAAAAAUAGAAGUAUGUUAUUUCAUUUCUGACAUUAUUAUUGCACUGAAAAACAUACAUCCUUACUCUGAGAGGGCUUCCAUCUCCACAAACCUGAUUCUUACUUGGCUUGAAGGAAAGCCUCCUCCUGCUUUUCUCCAUGGAAAUGUUGUUGUUUAGCUACAAUAAUCAACAGUGUGGGGGGAAAACUCAUCUAUCUCCAUGGAGAAUGUUCCAAAGUAUGGUUUUAAAUUUCCAUGGAAUGAUGCAAGUGACCUCCAGAAAGGUACACGGUGUUGCUUUAAGAGAUGAUGAAAAUAAAGAACAAAGGACAAAUCUAACACAUAAACACUGAACAUUUUCAACCAAAUGAACUGGAUACUACUGGAAAACAGAAAUAUGUCUGAAAUGUAGUGGACACUAUGUAAAUGCACUGAAGCAGCCUGUGGAGAUUUGGUCUGUUACACAUGAAUGCCUCAAAAGAGCAGCUUUUCUGAUACAAAUGCACAAACCACUGUUCUGUAACUCAGACCUUUUGACUGUGGGGGGCUCGAACCACCCAGACCUUCCCCUGACCUUCCCCUGACCUUCCCCUGACCCCGCCCACUAUGUGGUGGUUCAAUGUAUGAACUAGGCCUGUCAUAGAUGUUUUUUUAUAAUACGAUACAAUUCUUAAAAUAUAACAAUAAACAAUAAGAAGACAACUUUAUAGUAGGCCUGUAAGAUUAACCACAAUUUAAUCAAAAUUUUAAUAGACGUACACAGCAAAUCGUAAAAGCUGCAAUUUUUUAAGUAUCAUAAUUUCCUCCACAAACAACAAAAUAUCUGGUUUUAUUCUACAUAAAAGCUCCUAACCCUGUAGUUUGUAUGUACAAACAUAUUCUGAAAUACAAGUGUUAAAAUGUAGUCCUUAUACAAACCACAAAAUAUGUACGACAAAUGCUGACCCUUACAAAAUAUUGUUAAUUUUCUCAUUUAUUGAAUCUGAAUGAUCGUGACAGGCCGAGUAUGAACUGACUCCUUUGAGUGUUUUGUUUUACUGUAUCAUGAAAUGAGCAGCUAAUUGACUCACAUCAGGUGGAUACACUGGUGCGUUUGUGAAUAUGUUUAUAAUGUUUUUGCACAAUGUAAAUGUUUCUACCUUUUUAACUGAAAAUAAAGGUUGUUCAAAUCAAAUAUAACUUUUACUGAUAACAAUUGUAAUGCUGAUUUAUUCUCAGUUACAAAAUCAUUGUAACCCAUGUUAGUGUGUUAAACAUGUGUGAAUGAAACAAAACAUGUUGACGAGGAAACAACAUUAUUAGCAAAGCUGUAUAUGCUAUAGUUUAGUGUUUUGGUUCUCAAGAUGAUUAUUAAAUCAGAAAGCACCUCACAUG